Molecule: messenger RNA, 714 nt
Organism: Zingiber officinale
Lineage: Eukaryota; Viridiplantae; Streptophyta; Magnoliopsida; Zingiberales; Zingiberaceae
Exons: 1
Coding region: 73-600 (175 amino acids)
Source: RefSeq, a predicted model, not a curated record
UAAAAUAAAAUCAUUCAUAUAUACUGUGCAUAGACCCGAUCGAGGAGCUGGCUAGCUAGAUGCAUAUCUGGCAUGAUGAGCAGCGGCAACCCCAGCACGACGAGCAUCCACGUGACGGCCCUCGAUGGGCUGGUGAACGUGAACUCGCUUUUCACCGUCGCCGUCUUCGUGGGGCUGUCCAUCGCCUCCCCGGGGCAGCGUAGCCUCGAGAACCGGUCGGCGUGCGACGCCGGCCCCGGCGUCGCCCGUAACCUCCUCGUCUUCGAGGUCGUCUCCUUCAGCUUCUUCCUCUUCUCCAGCCUCGUCGCGCAGGGGCUCAAACUCGCCAUCAACCUCCUCAACAGCAACGACGUCGACGAGGCUUUCCGCGCCCACAUCGACGCCCGCGUCCUCCGUCUCGCCAUGCUCGCCUCCGCCGUCGGAUCCAUCAUUGGCUCCCUCUUCCUCCUCCUCUCCAUGGUUAACGUCGUCCAGAUCCGCCUCGGCUUGCUCUCCUGCGGCAGCCAUUCCACUGUCCGCGCCGUAGCCGCACUUGUCACCCUCGUCUGCACAGCCCUCGCCGUCUACAUCGCCACCAUCUUCUACGCCUUCACUCACUGACUGAACCAAGAUUAUAUUCAUCAAUUCCUGGAAGACAACCUUCGAUUGUUCAUCCUAAUCGUGUUUUUUUUUUUUUUUUUUUUUGAUUGAAUCAGUUCAAAACCGAUCCAUUAA